This is a messenger RNA of Marmota flaviventris (yellow-bellied marmot), 2094 nucleotides long. It is a transcript of the gene Mettl25b, whose product is annotated as methyltransferase like 25B. Lineage: Eukaryota; Metazoa; Chordata; Mammalia; Rodentia; Sciuridae. The record is from RefSeq and is a predicted model, not a curated record.
UUGUGUCCAUUUACAAAUAAUAAUAAUUUCAAAAAACCUGGGGCUACCCCCCCUUUUCUAAUACUUAGGUUGUUUUUCUAAGUUUCUCAAAAUCCAAGGUAAUAAAAUACAUGGACAUUUAUUUGAGCUGGGCUGGAGGUGCGUUGAACUCUCCUAGAAAUACAGGAAGUGUUCCAAGAACUCAUGUGUUCAUUCAUUCAUUCAUUCAAACCUUGAAUAAAUUCCUUGUUUUGUGGAUAGUUCAACUUGGGCAUCAGACAGACUAGGACUAGAAUCUUACCUCCUCUACUGUGUUAACCUUAGGCUCUUCUCCCCCCCACCCCUCCUCCUCUUUCUCCUCCUUUUACUCCUACCCCCAGUUUAAUCUGCAAAGUGGAUCUCUAUCUGAAGGAUCAUUGUAAAGAACAAAGGAGAUAAUGUGUAAACAGCACAUCCAUUGAGUUGUGAAGACCCCAAACCAGAAACCAUCCUUGAUUCAGCUCUUAAUUGAUCCACAAUCUAAUACUUCAAGUUCUCUACUUUCAGAAUAGAUUCUAAAUUAAUUGUUUUGUUCCAUAUCCAUUGCUGUCAUCCCGAAAGCCACCAUCUCUCUCCGAAACUACUUCCUAAUGUCUCUCUGUAUUUACUUCUGCUCCUCCAUAACCAGCUCUUCACUGAAGGAGCCUUUCAAAUGAAUUUUUCACAGAUAACUUGUGGGGCACACUCCCUUGCUCAUGGCAGGAAGCGCUGGAUGGACUGAACCCACCACAGCUGGCCACACUGCUACUGGGGAUGCCUGGGGAAGGGGAGGUGGUCAGUCCACAGCCUAUGCCCUGGCCUUUACCCGGACGCCUGGCUUUCAAACCCCCUCAGAGUUCCUGGAGAACCCCAGCCAGAGCUCCCGACUGACAGCCCCCUUCCGGAAACACGUCAGGCCCAAGAAGCAGCAUGAGAUUCGGAGACUGGGAGAGUUGGUAAAGAAGCUGAGUGAUCUCACAGGAUGCACCCAGGUUGUGGACGUGGGCUCAGGCCAGGGCCACCUCUCCCGCUUCAUGUCUCUGGGGCUGGGACUAAAGGUGAAGAGCAUUGAAGGGAAUCCGAGACUGGUGGAGAGAGCCCAGCGCCUGGACCAGGAACUCCUUCAGGCUCUAGAAAAAGAGGAGAAGAAGAACCCACAGGUGGCCCAAACAGGCCCUCGCCACUCCCCUUACCACGUGGUCCAAUGGGUGGACCCCACAGCCCUGUGUGGGGAGCUUCUGCUUCCGCUGGACAGCUCACAGUGUGGCAGUGCCCGCCUGCUGCUGACGGGCCUCCACGCCUGCGGGGAUCUGAGUGUGGCCUUGCUGAGGCACUUCUGCUGCUGCCCGGAGGUGGUGGCCCUGGCCUCUGUAGGCUGCUGCUACAUGAAGCUUAGUGACCCUGGAGGCUACCCACUGAGUCAGUGGGUGGCUGGGCUGCCUGGCUAUGAACUGCCCUACAGGCUCCGGGAGGGGGCCUGCCAUGCCCUGGAGGAGUAUGCCAAGCGGCUACAGAAAGCUGGCCCUGGCCUCCGAACCCACUGCUACCGAGCAGCACUGGAGAUGGUCAUCCGACGUGCCCGGCCUGAGCUCCGUCGGCCUGGGGUGCAGGGGAUCCCCAGGGUCCACGAGCUCAAGAUCGAAGAAUACGUGCAGCGUGGGCUACAGCGAGUGGGACUGGAUCCCCAUCUGCCGCUGAACCUGGCGACCCUCCGGGCCCACCAGGCCCAGGAGAACCGUGUGGUGGCCUUCUUCAGCCUGGCACUUCUUCUGGCCCCGCUGGUAGAGACGCUGAUUCUGCUGGACCGGCUGCUCUACCUUCAGGAGCAGGGCUUCCAUGCUGAGCUCCUGCCCAUUUUCAGCCCAGAGCUGUCUCCUAGAAACCUGGUUCUGGUGGCCACCAAGAUGCCCCUGGGCCAGGCCUUCUCUGCCCUGGAGACUGAAGACAGCUGACAAACCCUGAGGCAGACCCCUUCUGAAACACCAUGGGUGCACAGCAGCCUGCGUCCUCCCUGGGAUCCCAGCUGUCUACCAACUUCGUUUCAUACUCUCUCUCCAUCCAUGUUAUGUAAUAUUGUGUGAAGUUUUAUUGUUAAUU